CUUCGUAUUCUAAAUCUUUGCCUGCCUAAUGGCGAAGACUACCGACUUAUCCGGUAAUGUACUGUCGAUUUUCUAUAUCAUCUGCGUUUUCUCUCCCGUGCUCCUCUCGUCUCUGCUACCUCGCCAUCUACCAGUCCACAACUCUAGUCCCUUCGGCCAUGAUUGUUGGUGCUCAGGAUGAAAGUGCUCCCCUGCUUUCCACCAAGAAAGGCUCAGAUGGCUGGCGUUUCUCUCUGCAUCAAACCUAUGAAAGGAACAUCGGUCUCCUUCUCAUCACUGCAUCACAGUUAGCUUUUUCUAUGAGCAAUGCCUCCGUCAAGGAGUUGAACAGGCUGGAAAACCCAGUAUCCACGCUAGAGUUGGUUGGCGCGCAUAUGUUCGCCACUUACCUGGGCUGCAUACUUGUCAUGUUAUGGAUUGGAGUUCCUAAGCCUUUCAUAGGACCAGAAGGUGCUCGUAAAUUGCUCGUACUCCGUGGGCUAUGCGGAUUUGUAGGCGUCUGCGGUGUUUACUAUGCUUUGAAACAUUUGUCACUAUCGGAAGCUAUCGUUCUGUCAUUCCUAGCGCCUUUUGCAACAGCUAUCUCCGGUUCGAUAUUUCUGGGGGAAACGUUGUCUGUGGGGCAUAUCCUAGCUGGCUUACUCAAUAUCUUUGGUGUCAUUUGUAUCGCACAACCGGUAUUCCUGUUUGGACAGUCACCAGACGAGGGGGCCGAAGAUCCGGAGUUUCGUUUGUUGGCGGUAGGCAUGUCUUUAGUGGGCGUUAUGGGAAGUACAGGCGCUUUCACAGCAAUCCGUGCCAUCGGCUUUCGCGCACAUGCACUCCACUCUUUAGCUUCGUAUUCAUUACAAUGUGUCAUAGCUGCGAGCAUUGGAAUGGUCGUAACUGGUACUCCGGUCGUGAUCCCGACACUACCGAAGUGGGGUGUACUGUUUGCGAUCCUCGUCUCAACUGGCUUUGCCGGACAGGUGCUGAUUACGAUGGGCCUCCAGCGUGAAACAGCAGGGAGGGGAACGACAGCUAUCUAUACUCAAAUUGUAUUCGCCACAAUUAUCGAACGUAUUUUCUUCGACUAUAGUCCCAACACAUGGUCGGCUAUUGGGAUCGCGGUCAUUAUGUCUGCAGCAAUCUAUGUUGCGAUGUCAAGGCGUCAGGAGAGUCUUAAGGACGAACUUAUAAUUUACAACGCUCAGAGGGCAUCAAUAUCGGGUACUCGGUAACACGACAGCUAACUGACUGGCAUCAUCUGAAAGCACUCAUAACAUUGUCGUAUCAAAUUCUUAGUACAUGGACACUG
Molecule: messenger RNA, 1297 nt
Organism: Desarmillaria tabescens
Lineage: Eukaryota; Fungi; Basidiomycota; Agaricomycetes; Agaricales; Physalacriaceae
Exons: 11
Coding region: 57-1220 (387 amino acids)
Cellular component (GO): membrane
Source: RefSeq, a predicted model, not a curated record